CCUCAGAGCACUCCAAACCAGUCAUCAUGAAGGUCCCUGUCCUUUCUGUCAUCGUCCUGCUCUCUCUCCUGGCUCUCCAAUCUGCCCAGGGGGCUGCCCUAGGAGACUCUCAGGGAGGGACCACAGCGGCAAAUUAUGCAGAGGGAUCUGAGAACACAGACACCCAGUUCCUGAAUGUUGAUAGGUGGCGGUCUGCCUUCCAGUCGAAGGAGUUCCUAAACUGGCAUGCCCUCUUUGAGGCUAUUAAAGAAAAACUCCCCUUCCUCAACUGGGAAGCCUUCCCCAAGUUGAAGGGAAUGAGGAGUGUGAUUCCUGACUCACAGUGACACUCCAACCCGCCAGACCCCCACGCCAAUACCUCCCAUCACGAAGCCCUGAUUUUCAAGACCUAAACUGCCCUGGAGAAUUUGGGGGAAGGUCUAAGAUCUGCUUCAUCCCAAGGACAUCUCCCCUUGCCCUUGUAGGUGUAAUAAAGAUGAUCGCACCUGUGAA
Molecule: messenger RNA, 492 nt
Organism: Dromiciops gliroides (monito del monte)
Lineage: Eukaryota; Metazoa; Chordata; Mammalia; Microbiotheria; Microbiotheriidae
Gene: KRTDAP
Product: keratinocyte differentiation associated protein
Exons: 6
Coding region: 27-326 (99 amino acids)
Cellular component (GO): extracellular region
Source: RefSeq, a predicted model, not a curated record